AUGGCCCAGCCCUGGUCCCGGCCCCUCGUCCUAUCCUCACCCAGCCCUUGGCCCCCAGCCCCGCCCUCGCCCCGCUUCCCAAAUCGGCCCCUGCCCCGGCCUGGGUCCCAGCGAAUGCCCAGAUCCGAGUCCCAACCCAGGCCCCCCCUCCAGUCCCAGUCCCAGUCCCUGUGCCUGUCCUGGCCCCCAACCCCUCCUCUGCCCUUGUUCCACCUCCUGUCACAAAUCCCAGCCGAAACCCUGUCCCAACCCCAUUCCCAGUGUUUGCUUAAACCCGGUGCCCAAACCCUGCCCUUGCCCCAGUCCCCAUUACAGCCCCUCCUUCAAUCCCAUUCCCUGCCCUUGUUCAAGCCCCAGUGCCCAGCACAGCCCAAUCCAUUAUCUCAGCCUUUGCCCUCAUCUCUGUGUUUACCCAAGUCUCUCCCACUAUCCACCCCCCUCUCUCAUACCCUGCCCCUCUCCCAGCCUCGACUCAGGUCUGGGCUCCAGCUGCCGCCAGCCUUAUUGCUGCUGUUGCUGUUCUCGGUCCUUGGCCCGGGGGCUGGAGGCCUCUUCCUGACUGACUACUCCACCUGCUCACCCCGCAAGCUGAGUCCCUUCCGCUCCUUUGCCAGCACCGAGCUCUUCCACUUCCAUGUUCCUGAGGACACAUUCCUGGCUGUUUGGAACCUCAUCAUCUUCAAGGAGCAGGGGGGAACCUUUGGGGACCACUGCCCAGACCAAAGUGUGACUGUGUAUUUCCGGUCCGGGGCACCCCCUGUCAUCAAUCCCCUGCACACACACUUCCCAGGGGACACGGCUGUGCCUGGGGUUUUCUCACUGACCCUCAGCUGGACACUGCCCAACCGCACCUCAGGCAUCUUUAACGUCAGCAGCCCCUUACCUGGGGACUGGUUCUUGGCUGCCCACCUUCCCCAGGCCCAUGGCCACAUCUCUGUCAAGGGUCUCCAGGAUGAGUGUCAGUACCUCCUUCAACCACAGCUGAUUGUCCGGCGUUUGCUGGACGUUGCUGUGCUGGUGCCUGGCCGUCCCUCAGAGCAAACCCUCUCGGCCCACAAUCGCUCAGCCCUGUACAAGGUCUUUGUGCCCAGCUUUACUUACAGGGUUUCAGCACAGCUGGCGUGUGUGGGGAGCCGCGGGGCAUCAGCCUGCCCCCUGACGUUGCGCCUGCGCCCCAAGGCCCCACCCCUGCACAACUCAAGCUCUUUGUCCUGUGGAGGUGCCUCGGUGUGCCAGCUGGAGCUGGCACUGCCCCCCUGGGGGCACUGGGUCUACGUGCGUGUGGAGAUCCCAUCCCGGGGUCCUGGCAGGACCAUCCGCUUCCAGCUCUGUGUGCGGUUGCAAGAGUGCCCACAGCCCAGCCUGUCCCGUGUCCUCGUCCCUGGAGCUGCCAUGAACAUGCCCCAGUCACUGGGCAACCAGCCACUGUCCCCAGAGCCGCCAUCCCUGGGGGCUUCUGCGGAGGGGCCUGGGGCCACAUCCCCACCAGAGCACUGCUGGCCAGUGCGCCCGACACUGCGCAAUGAGCUGGACACCUUCUCUGUCCACUUCUACAUCUUCUUUGGCCCCAGCGUGGCCCUGCCCCCUGAGCGCCCCGCAGUGUUUGCCCUGAGGCUGCUGCCAGUGCUGGACAGUGGAGGCGUCCUCAGCCUGGAGCUCCAGCUCAAUGUGAGCUCCCUGCUCCAGGAGAAUGUGACGGUGUUUGGAUGCCUGACUCACGAGGUGCCCUUGAGCCUGGGGGAUGCAGCGGUGACCUGUUCUAAAGAGUCCCUGGCUGGCUUCCUCCUGUCCGUCAGUGCCACUUCCAGAGUGGCCAGGCUGCGAAUCCCUUUCCCACAGACUGGGACCUGGUUCCUGACCCUGCGCUCCCUGUGCGGGGUGGGGCCUCGGUACGUGCGGUGCCGGAACGCGACGGCCGAGGUGCGGCUGCGCACUUUCCUCUCCCCCUGCGUGGACGACUGCGGGCCCUACGGCCAGUGCAAGCUGCUGCGCACGCACAACUACCUGUACGCGGCCUGCGAGUGCAAGGCCGGGUGGAGGGGCUGGGGCUGCACCGACAGUGCCGAUGCGCUCACCUAUGGAUUCCAGCUGCUGUCUACGCUACUGCUCUGCCUGAGCAACCUCAUGUUUUUGCCACCCGUGGUCCUGGCCAUUCGGAGCCGAUAUGUGCUGGAAGCUGCUGUCUACACCUUCACCAUGUUCUUCUCCACGUUUUACCAUGCCUGUGACCAGCCAGGCAUUGUGGUUUUCUGCAUCAUGGACUACGAUGUGCUGCAGUUCUGUGAUUUCCUGGGCUCCUUAAUGUCCGUGUGGGUCACUGUCAUUGCCAUGGCUCGUUUACAGCCUGUGGUCAAGCAGGUGCUGUAUUUGCUGGGGGCUAUGCUGCUGUCUAUGGCUCUACAGCUUGACCGGCAUGGACUCUGGAACCUGCUCGGACCCAGUCUCUUCGCCCUGGGGAUCUUGGCCACAGCCUGGCCUGGAGCGGCCUUUCCCUUCCACUCAUCCUUCGAGGCUCGGCUCUCACACCCCUUCUCUGCAGUCUGCUCAGAUGCCCUCGUAGGACUGACCAGCCCAACAACACGAUGCUCACAGCUCUAAGCACAGGGCUUCACAAAUUAUUUUAAAAGAAAGGGGAUGGGCAUAAAAGGACCGAAGCUUCUGUUGCAAUUUCCCAGACAUGCCUGGAUCUAGGAUUCCCGCUUGACCACUUCCUUGCUGGAUGGCAGAGCAGGUGAGUGUGGGCUUUGGAGUCAGACCCACCAGGGCUCAAGUCCCAGAGCUGCCACUUGCUAGCAGUUUUCCCAGCCUCACCUCCCUUACCUGUAAAGUAGGGAUAAGCAUAGUGUUUCCUUGUGGGGUUGUUUUGAGGAUCCAGUGAGAUGAGGCGUGCAGAGCUCUUAGCACAGAGCCUGGCACAUGGUAAGUAAUCAGUACGUGGUAACCAGUACCGCUUAUAUCAUUAUGUCCUCUUUCACAAGCAGAUAUUCUAGUUUUCAUAUGUUUAAAGAAGAUUUCAUGAGAAUAGUCCACAGGCUAGAUGGAUUGUCCUUACCUCAUCGUACCUAUUGCCCAGUGGCAUGAGCACAUGCAGGUAGCUGGAGCAGGCUGCCAGGUGUCCUGACCCAGGGCUUGGGAGAGCAGAGCCCGCAAGUGCUGAGCUCAUUACCGGCAGACACACUGUGCUGGGAUGGACCAGGGCCAAAGCCUCAAGGACAAGCCUCCUGGUCCCCUGCCACAUAGCUCUCUGCUCCGUGCCCUGGGGAACCUCUCAGUCCCUGCCCAAUUUAAAGUUCAGACUCUGGAACUACGCAAGUUUGUGGGUUUGGCAGCUGUGGGGCUCAGAGACCCCAGGAUUCUUGUGCUUCCCUGGGAGGGCCUGGCUGCGGUGAGAUGGGUGCAGGAGAAACACUGGACAGAAUCUGAUCGGGUCUCGGUGCCACCCUGCCACUUGAAUCCGAGGAUUGAAGUCUGGGGCCCCCUGUCCUAGGCAUGGGUGUCUUGGUCUGUGAGAAGGGGUGUCUCCAUUCGAGAAUGUUGUGAGGAUCGGGACUCAUGAAAGUUCCGGAAAGCGCAUUGCUGUAUAGAGUAUGAGGCCACGAGCACUUGUGAGGGACUUUAAGUCAGGGAUUCAGUCAGGUGCAUGGGUCUCUACAGGUUUCCUCUCCCUUCCCUUCAUAAAGACUAACAACCAACACAGUUGUUGUAAAGACUACAACACAGCCUUAAAUAAAUCAGCAGCAGCGACAGAGUUUUCCCUUAUACUAUGAUUUGUCCUUCUGAAUCUUUAUCAAGAUCCCAGGUCAAAGUCAAACAUUCGAAGACUAUUACCACUUGUUUUCUCCGUGCUCGUGGAAUAGUGCCCUCUUGCCACCCGUGGACACCUGGAACUCAACACCAUCCCCCUGCAUCUCUCAUCUUCCCCAUCUCUGUCUCAGCGGGCGGCAAAUAAGCCAGAAACACAGGCUGCACCUCACAGGCCUCUCUCUCCGUCUUCCAGCUCUGCAGUCAUCUGCGUAUCCCAAGUAUUUCUCAGCUGCCCUCUCUCUGCUUGGUUGCCCAGUGGGUCAGGUUGCCCCUGACUUAUUCUCAUCCCCACCGUGAGAGCCUGGAAUAGGGCAGCAGCUUCCUCACUUCCUGCCUCUCGGGCUGGAGGCCUUCUCAUCAGUGCUCUAUUCUGGAACCAGGUGAUCUUGCAUUUCUUAAAAAUGUAUCACCUUAUUUUUAAAUUCAAAACUAGAACAUGACUUUUAAGUUCAAAGUCAUGUUCAUAUUAUAUAAAUAUGGGAAAUAUUGGCAUUAGUUAAAUAAGAAAACAAUUGGCUCUAACCGAUCAAUCCUAUUUAACCCCACCACCCAGUGGAAACAACUCUUAAUAUUUUGUUCUGGUUUCCCAGGAUUUUUUGCAUAUAUACUAACUCAUAAAUCCAUAACAAAAAUACUUUAAAAAAUAACAUUGGGAUCAUUUUCUAUUAAUUACAUUGUGAGCAUUUCUCAUUAUCAAAUAUUCUUCAGAAAAUAAGAAUUUUUUGAAGGCUGUAUCACAUUCUAUCAUUGGACACCACCAGUAUUUAUUGGACAUUCUUCUAUGAUCGGAUGUUAAGAUUCUUACAACUUUUUGUUACUAUAAAUAAUGCUAUGAUUGAUGUCCUCAUACAUAUCCUUGUUCAUAAAUCUUUAUGCUUCUAAUGAUCAUAUUAGACCAGUUCUUAGAAGUAGAUGGGUUAGGUCAUAGAGUCUAGCAAUUUUUAAAGUCUUUUGGAUCAUACUUCCAACUGACCUUUCAGGAAGUUUAUAUUAACUUAUUGCCAUCCCCACCAGCAGCGUAGGGCAUUACUUCUUCACUGCACCUUCAUUACCAACAGAAAUUUAAAAAAUUCUUCACCAAUUUCAUGGGUGGAAAAUGGUAUCUAAUCAGUGAGCUAUUUAAAAGUAAAUGUGAUUGGGGCGCCUGGGUGGCUCAG
This is a messenger RNA of Mirounga angustirostris (Northern elephant seal), 4961 nucleotides long. It is a transcript of the gene TMEM8B, whose product is annotated as transmembrane protein 8B. The coding region runs from base 1 to 2598 and encodes 865 amino acids. The transcript is spliced from 14 exons. Lineage: Eukaryota; Metazoa; Chordata; Mammalia; Carnivora; Phocidae. Gene Ontology annotation, cellular component: membrane. The record is from RefSeq and is a predicted model, not a curated record.